ACACGGAGUCAGAUCUCUGCUGAAACGUUUGCAGGAUUUUACUCAGAAAGUUCAAGAGACACUAAUUUGGUGAGUUAAAAAAAAUUUUAAACAUCAAAUGGCUGAGAAACUCGGACUUUUUGAAGAUUACCUGAACUGCCAUGUGUGUUCAGAGACUUUCAAAGAUCCUGUGUCUCUGAUCUGCAACCACAGCUUCUGUUCAAGCUGCCUGCAGAAAUUCUGGGAACAAACUAAAAACACAAACUGUCCCAUUUGUAAAAGAAAAUCUUCAAAGGAUCAUCUUCAUGUAAACUUUGCACUAAAAAAACUUGCUGAUUCAUUUGCUGGGAGACAGAAAUAUGGAUCAUCUGAGACAGAAAGAGGGGAGAAGAAAUUAACAGUGGUGUGCAGCAAACAUGAGGAAGUGCCAAAACUGUUCUGUGUGGACGAGCAGAGAGCUGUGUGUCCUGUGUGUGACUUUUCUCUCCACCAGAGUCACAAAGUGGUUCCUGUAGAAGAAGCAGUCAGUGACCUGAAGGAGCAGCUGAAAUCUGACUUAAAGUCUCUGCAGGACAAGAGGAACAAAUAUAAACAAUUGGAGAAAACAUACAAUGAAGUGAUUCAACACUCCAAGAAACAGCUGUUGUCCACAGAGAGGAAGAUCAGAGCAGAGUUCAACAAGCUCCAGCAGUUCCUGAAAGAGGAAGAGGAGUCCAGACUGGCAGCUCUGAGGGAGGAAGAGGAGCAGAAGGGGAGGACUAUCAGCAGAGAGAUGAAGAUGAUUGAGGAGCAGAUCUCCUCUCUGUCAGACAGCAUCUCUGCUGUUGAAGAAGAGCUGCAGAAACACAGCGUGCCAUUCCUCAGCAGUUAUAAAGACACUCAGAGCAGAGCCAGAGCCCAGAGCUCAGUGUCAGAUCCACAGCUGGUCUCAGGAGCACUGAUAGAUGUGGCCAAACACCUGGGCAACCUGUCCUUCAGAGUGUGGGAGAAGAUAAAGGAGAAGGUCCACUUCAGUCCUGUCAUUCUGGACCCAAACACUGCAAACAUCUAUCUCUAUCUGUCUGAUGAUCUGACCAGUGUGAGACAAGGAGACACAAAGCAGCAGCUUCCUGAUAAUCCAGAGAGAUACACUAACUAUUUCAAUGUUCUGGGCUCUGACGGCUUCAGCUCAGGGAAACACAGCUGGGACGUGGAGGUGGGAGAUCAUCCUCACUGGCUUGUGGGUUUAGUUAAAGAGUCAGCUAACAGGAAGGAAUCGAGUUUGUCUUCACCAGAAUGUGGAAUCUGGUGUUUAGCACAUAAAAAUGGAAGAUACUACCAUGGUGAUGGUCAGACUGUGACAGUGAAGAAGAGUCUCCAGAGGAUCAGAGUCCAGCUGGACUAUGACAGAGGGGAGGUGUCCUUCUAUGACCCUGAAGACAUGACUCACAUCUACACUUACACGGACACUUUCACUGAGAAACUCUUCCCAUUUUUUUAUAUUGGAGAGGCGGGAGAUGCCAAAACCUCUGAUAUGAAAAUCUGUCAGACUGAGAUUUGACUGUAAAGUGAUUCUUUAUUUUAACUGUUUUUUGUUUGAAGCAGGAGGCUUCAUUUUAGGAAAUUAUUAAUCAAACUGUCUAACUUCAUUAUCAAGUUGUAUUUUAUUUUGUUGAACUAAUUGAAAUAUUAGCAAUUGAAUGAAACCAAAUCAACUGUCAUGGUCCUCAGUCUGCCGACUCAGUGUUUUGUGUUUCUUUAUGCUUUUGUUUAUUCUGAUUAUGUAUUCCGUUAUGAUUUGCCAUUUGUUAGGUUUCUGUUCUGUGCCUGCCCUGGUCCCACUUCUGUGUUCCCUCUGUCUGUCUAUGCCGGUGUCACACUGUCUGCUUGUGAAACUGUCUGUUUAGUUCAGUGUCUUGUCUGGUUCUGUGUCUGAGUUUCCUGUUUUAUUCUGAAGGUCUCUGUCUCAUGUGAGUGUGUUCACUUUACGUUUCACCCUGUCCCGUCAGCUCUGAUUUCUCCCAGGUGUUUUGCCCUCCUGUCUCUCAUCCCCUGAUUACUGCUUUGUGUAUUUAAGCCAAAGGCGUCGAUUUGGCGUGGACGGCACCAAUAUCCAGUGAUUAUUGAAUUGUCCCCACCAAUAAUUUGAUCUC
Molecule: messenger RNA, 2111 nt
Organism: Pelmatolapia mariae (spotted tilapia)
Lineage: Eukaryota; Metazoa; Chordata; Actinopteri; Cichliformes; Cichlidae
Product: nuclear factor 7, ovary-like
Exons: 1
Coding region: 98-1519 (473 amino acids)
Biological process (GO): protein ubiquitination
Cellular component (GO): cytoplasm
Molecular function (GO): ubiquitin protein ligase activity; zinc ion binding; protein binding
Source: RefSeq, a predicted model, not a curated record